CUGCAGUGGUCCUACUGGUCCAAACACCCCAUAUGCUUCCAUUUCUAUCUCAUUGCCUUCCGCACACCUGAUACUGGGCUCCUUCGCCUGAGAAUGGGCUGUCAUCCACGCAGACCCCAACCCUGAGGAGAGAGGAGAAGGUCAUGGGCCCCAGAGAAAUACCCACAAUGGAUGCUCUACGACUGGCAAAUUCAGCCUUUGCAGUUGACCUGUUCAAACAACUGUGUGAAAAUGAGCCAGCAGGCAAUGUCCUCUUCUCUCCAAUCUGUCUCUCCACCUCUCUGUCCCUUGCUCAAGUAGGCGCCAAGGGGGACACAGCAAAUGAAAUUGGACAGACGGACACCAAACCAGUGCAGAUGAUGAGUAUGGAGGCCACGCUCUGUAUGGGCAACGUCGAUGGUAUCAAUUGUAAGAUCAUAGAGCUUCCCUUUCAAAAUAAGCACCUCAGCAUGCUCAUUCUGCUACCCAGUGACGUGGAGGAUGAGUCCACGGGCCUGGAGAAGGUUGAACAACAGCUCAACUCAGAGACACUCUUGCAGUGGACCAAUCCCAGCACCAUGGCCAAUGCCAAAGUCAAACUCUCCAUUCCAAAAUUUAAGGUGGAAAAGCUUGUUGAUCCCAAAGCUAGUCUGGAAAACCUAGGGCUGAAAAAUAUCUUUAAUGAGAAUACAUCUGAUUUCUCUGGAAUGUCAGAGACCAAGGGAGUGGCCCUCUCCAAUGUUAUUCACAGAGUGUGCUUAGAGAUAACGGAAGAUGGUGGGGAUUCCAUAGAGGUGCCAGGAUCGCGAAUCCUGCAACACAAGGAUGAAUUCAAUGCCGACCACCCAUUUAUUUACAUCAUCAGGCACAACAAAACGCGAAACAUCAUUUUCUUUGGCAAGUUCUGUUCUCCUUAAGUGGCAGAGCCCAGGUUAAGUCCCACCUGACUUUUCUGUAAACUCUGCAUCCAAAGAAUCACCUUCUAAAUACAAUAAUUGUUAAUAUUGCUGGAUCAGGAAGUAGCUGGUACUUGACAUGUGUAACCCUCACACUAAUAGGCUCUUCUUUUCCAAUCCUUUCUUUUAUUCUCCCCACCCCUGCCCCCCGCCAUAAACUACAAUGCUUUUAAUGAAAAGGAGUUACAGUAGAUGAAAAAUAUGUAUUCAUUACUUGCCAAAUUAUCUCCCACCUCUGUGACUUUUUGGGAUUUUAGAAAGCUAACAUGUUGCACAUACUAUAUGUUAUGGAAGGAACUCCGUUGAGAGAGUCUGGGGCAGAACCCUGUAAAUCAACACUUUCAUAUUUCUGCCGCAAAACAGAAUAUUCACACAAAUUGGAUAAGGACUCUGAGUAGCCCAUAAUAAAUGUCAGGUUUUACUGCCAAAUGAGUGUGCCACCCGCUUAUGAAGAAGCUUUUGGUUUUCAGACCUUUUUGAAAUUUUGGAAGGUUGGAGAGGGCAUUGCAGACCCGUAGUAGUGGAAGUGCAGCACCUCGAGGGGAGGUUAGAUUUUAUUAAAAAUCCACUUUCACUUUCGACAGAACACGCACGUGGUCACUUGGCUGGUGGUAGGUCACUGAUGGACAGGGAAUGCUGACAGCCUCAACAAGGCUCUGGGUGUCUGAUGAUCAGGGACUUCAAACACGCGGGGAUUUUUAAGGUAGCCGAUAAAAGAGUAUUUUGAGUGUUGAAGGAACUUGGCUCUUUGUCUAGCGUGCUAGUGGGAAAGGGGAAAGGAGCUAAUGCCUUUGGAGAGAACAACAGCAAUUGGAGUGUUCUCACUGCCUUGACACGUAUGUUUCCAGACUUCGGGUUUAGUUAUGGUACAUAGUUAGUAACUUACAUUAAUAGUAAUUUGUGAAGUUGGUCUGUUACGCUAUCUGUGCUGCAGGUACACGGGUUAGCUCACUACCAAAAGAGCACAUUUGCUGACGAUUUCGUGACAUUCCUUCACCCGUCUCUUCUCUGGCAUUCAUUGUAAAUAGGUUCAACUUUCUUCUUGCUCUGAAGGUUCAAUAUUGAAUGUCUUUUAUGUCACCGACAAUAAAA
Leptonychotes weddellii (Weddell seal) is the source of this 2027-nucleotide messenger RNA. NCBI's taxonomy places the organism in Eukaryota, Metazoa, Chordata, Mammalia, Carnivora, Phocidae. The record is from RefSeq and is a predicted model, not a curated record.